Molecule: messenger RNA, 6548 nt
Organism: Priapulus caudatus
Lineage: Eukaryota; Metazoa; Priapulida; Priapulimorpha; Priapulimorphida; Priapulidae
Product: cohesin subunit SA-1-like
Exons: 24
Coding region: 93-3515 (1140 amino acids)
Biological process (GO): sister chromatid cohesion
Cellular component (GO): cohesin complex; chromatin; nucleus
Molecular function (GO): chromatin binding
Source: RefSeq, a predicted model, not a curated record
GAAACAGUGAUGUCACUGUCAGUACUAAAUGAUGUUAUGUUUAAGGUUUGAGGCCUAGUAAGUACAUGUAGGAGUGGAGCAUCCACUCUGGUAUGCCUGCCCUACGAUCUACAAGGGCUCAAGUCCCACCUCCAAAUUACGGAUUAGAUGUGUCAAAUCCAUCCGACAUCCCAAUGGAAGAGCCUGAAGAACAAGCUGCUAGUGAACAACAAGAAAUGGAGGAAGAGCCAGAGAACAUGGACGAUGAUGGUACCACAGAGCAAACUGUAGGCAAGGGACGUGGUAAAAGAAAGAAGGGCCAAGGAAAGCAGGAGGUGGAAGAAGAUCCUAUAGUACCUCCACCUCAGAAGAAACCUCGUCGCUGUGGCAAAGGGAGAGGAAGGCAAGCACCUGUUGAAGAUGGAGCAAGUCUUUUCGAUAUAGUCAAGGGCGGAAGAAGUGCAUUGCGGUCAGUGAUUGACGACUGGAUCGAGCGAUACAAGCAGGACAGGGAUCCGGCGCUGCUCGAGCUCAUGCAGUUCUUCAUACGAUCGUCCGGCUGCAAAGGCUUCAUAACGUCCGAGAUGCAGGAGCAACUGCAGCAUGCGCAGAUCAUCCGCAGAAUGACGGAAGAGUUUGACGAGGACAGCGGCGAUUACCCGCUCAUCAUGGGCGGCCCGCAGUGGAAGAAGUUCCGUAACAACUACUGCGAGUUUGUGGCCGUGCUCGUGCGCCAGUGUCAGUACAGCAUCAUCUACGACCAGUACCUGAUGGACAACGUCAUCUCGCUGCUGACAGGCCUGUCCGACUCGCAGGUGCGAGCGUUCCGUCACACGAGCACUCUAGCCGUGAUGAAGCUGAUGACAGCGUUGGUCGAUGUUGCCCUAAACCUCAGUGUGAACAAGGACUUCACACAGCGGCAGUACGAGGCAGAGAGACAGAAGAACCAAUCAAAGCGAGCAACAGAACGUCUUGAGCUACUCAUGCAGAAGAGAAAGGAGUUGGAGGAACAGACAGAGGAGAUCAGAAACAUGCUGACCUACAUGUUCAAGUCUGUGUUUGUGCAUAGAUAUAGAGAUACAUUGCCCGACAUCAGAUCUAUCUGCAUGGGCGAGAUCGGUAUUUGGAUGAAGAAAUACCCAAACAUGUUUCUGGAUGACGGUUAUCUGAAGUACAUAGGCUGGACGUUACAUGACAAGGUGGGAGACGUGAGACUGAAGUGCCUACAGUCACUCUUACCACUGUACCAGACAGAAGAACUAGGACCAAAAAUGGAAUUGUUUACGAACAAAUUCAAGGAUCGCAUAGUGUCGAUGACGUUAGACAAGGAGUAUGAUGUGGCUGUCCAAGGUGUGAAGCUGGUCAUCGCAAUUCAAAAGAAUCACAAGGACAUCCUCUCGGACAAGGACUGCGAGCACGUGUACGAGCUCGUUUACUCGUCGCACCGCCAGGUGGCGCAGGCUGCCGGCGAGUUUCUGAACGAGAAGCUGUUCACGUUGGACGACGACAUGGAACCGGCGAAGACGAAGCGCGGCAAGAAGCGCAGCAUCAACACGCCACUCAUACGCGACCUGGUGCAGUUCUUUAUCGAGUCGGAGUUGCACGAACACGGUGCGUACCUUGUGGACAGCCUGAUAGACAACCACCCGAUGAUGAAGGACUGGGAGUGCAUGACAGAUCUGCUCUUGGAGGAAUCUGGCAAAGGAGAAGAGCAACUGGAGGACAGAUACGAAACUAGUCUUAUUGAGAUCUUAUGUUGCUGUGUACGACAAGCAGCUACUGGGGAGCCACCUGUUGGCCGCGGGCCGAAUCGCAAACUGUCGACAAAAGAGCAAAAGCAAAUCAUUGACGACAAAGUCAAAUUGACGGAGCACUUUAUCCAGACCUUGCCUCCUUUACUAUCUAAGUACAUACAAGAUCCUGAAAAAAUUGCCAAUCUCAUGAGCAUUCCACAGUAUUUUGAACUGGAAAUCUACACGACGAGCCGCCAGGAAAAGAGUCUGGAGCUGCUGCUGAAGCUGGUGCACGAGGUCGUGCUGCGGCACACGGACGGCGAGGUGCUCGAGGCGUGCGCGAAGACCGUCGAGCUGCUGUGCGGCAACGAGUACGCGAUACGCGGCAAGUGCGAGGUGGCGCGCGCCACGCUGCUCGACCAGCUCAUGGAGAAGUUCCGCGAGGCCUACCAGACGUUCAUCGAAGAGGGUGAAGAUGCUGAUGAGGACGAGGAGUUUGCAUUAAUGUCGAGUAUGAAGCGCAUCACGUCGUUUUCCAGCUGCCACGAUAUGACGGCGUAUAAUCUAUGGGACGCACUAAUGGCUCUCAUAAAAGCAGCGUCUGAAGACAAGCAUCUGCCUGAAGCGAUUUUGUGUAAGUCAAUCAACUGCUGUUCCUACGUACUAAUGUGGAGCCUGGGAAAUUUGGACAAUCACAAUCCUGAUAAGCCUGCAAUGAAGCAGCUGAAGAGAAAUCUGAACGAAUUCAUGUCGUUGUUAAGAACAUUGAUGAUGUCCGCGCAGGAUGCUGUGGAAGAGGAGGCGUUCCUCACUAUAUGCGAUCUGCUGAUCAUCUUCAGCAAGCAGCUGAUGCACACCGCUGUGCUGGCAGCACUCACCUACGAGCCGGACAAGAACCUGCAGGGUCAGCUCGGUGGCUUCAUAGACGAGAAGGUGUUCGUAGAGGAUGAGGAUGAGGACCAAGAUGAGCACCAAAAGAUUGAAGAGCUUCACAAAAGGAGAAAUUUCUUGGCUUCCUUCUGUAAACUCGUCGUGUAUAACAUCGUCAGCAUCCGAACUGCAGCUGACGUGUUCAAGCAUUAUUGUAGGUUCUACAAUGACUACGGUGACAUCAUCAAGUCAGCCCUGGGAAAGUCGCGCGAAAUAAACAAGGUGACGUGCGCCCGAACGCUGGCAGUAAGCUUGACAUCAGUUUUCAAAGAGGUACAGGCUGAACAAGGAGGCAGAGUCAACAGAGGAAGUGAAGGCUUCUCAGCUCUGAAGGAGCUCGGCCGCAGGUUCUCCAUGUCGUUUGGCCUGGAUUUGGUGAGAAACCGUGUAGCUAUAGCCUCUCUUCACAGAGAAGGCAUCAUCUUUGCGCUCUCGCCGCUGGAGAACCCCGACGACCCCCGCGGCCCUCCUCCAAACAUCGCCUUCCUCGAUCUGAUGUGCGAGUUCUCAAACAAACUGAUGAAGCAAGACAAGAAGACAGUAUUACAAUACCUGGAGAAGCACAUGUCGAAGGCGCCGCACCUGAUACGCGGUGAGGAGUGGUCGCCAUACGUCACCUACAAGAACAGCCUGCUGCACCACGGCUCGCACGCGUCCGAGUUCGAACCCACCGUCCAGAAGCACCGCGAGCCGAAAGAACACAAGCCGCGCCGUGUCCGCGGCAAGAGAAAGGCAGAAUUAGCAGAUUUUGGAGAUGUGGAUGCGCAGCCGGCUCAGGCGACUCGGCAGAGCAAGCGGGGGCGUGUCACGCAGCAACAACAGCUCGAGGAGGAAGAGUCGGAGCAAGGCUCCGAGCGCGAAUUUGAAACGUAAGACGAUCGCCGGGAACGCAUAUCCCAGAAACGACGACGUCUGCAUGAUUGCUGUCUAGGGUUCACCCGCGGUGGUGUGUCAGCACCGAGCGGUAGACUUGGCGAGAGAAACUGCGGCCAGUCCGCCUCUUGGCGUCUGUGACGAUUGCUCUUUUUUCUGAGCUGCGCGUUUGUUUCGUAGUGUUUCAUACAGGUCAGGUGAAUGCGAUCAGACGAUAGACUUCACUGUACCUACAUGUGGCAUGCCAUUUUGGUUUCUGACUACCAGGGAGUUCAAAAUCUGAGGUUGUAUCCUCAUAAGUAAAUAAUGAGCAGAAGAGUAGUAGCAGCUAGUUGGGCAGGAUCUUUAUCUAAUUAGUAGAAUUAAGAUACGAAUAUUUUAAUGAUUAGAGAGAGAGCAAGUGAUCGAGUAUGAACGGCGUAGAUACAAUGUUUGCUACACAGAGUUUGCGUAGGCCUAUAAGCCAGCUGAAAACCUAGGCACCUAACUGGGCAAUUUAUUGGGAAUUGCACACUAUUUUUCAAGUUUCUUUACCCGUAGUAUGUAAUGCGUACAUUGAUCAAGGUUUCAUUGUAUGGGAAGGCUACUUCGACUUGGAUCGUAGAAAAAAUGUUGCCUUUUGGAAAUGGUUCGUAUUGUCACAGCUUGCAAUUGUAAAGUGACCGUGUGUGGCUCAUUCAUAUGACCAUGAUGCUUGCAGUAUAGUGUGAAUAUCAAUAAGUCAACUAUUUCUUCCCAAUGUCCGCCAUACUUCCUACACGUCUCUCAAUAGUUGUAGUCUUUUCCACUUCUUCUGUUGCUGUAAAUAUUAGGCACACUGUAAUAGUUCGUCCUAGUACGAGGUGCAUCAUAUUCAUAAUUACUGGAAAUCAUUCCUGUAUUUUUGAGCCAGCACCAAUCUGAAGUAGAAAAUGGUUCUUUGACCAAUUCAAAUAAUGGGAGUGGGUAAAUGCACAGGUGGUGUGAUUAGCUGCAUUGACCUUGCUCGCAGCAUCCCUAGUUAUAUGCAGGGUGGGUUAGCUUCUUACAUCGAAGACGUUGAUGCCGUGUCAUGUAUAUACUGUGUAUGUUAUAUGUAAGUUUUAUACAGACAUCCCCUUCCCAUUGUGCGUAUGUUAAAAGCAAUGGUAUUGUGCUUUUUAUUUACUAUAAGCCAUUUACAAUUUAUACGUGUGGUACAAGUAUGCCUAUGUGUCUGGUGAUAUAAUUUGUGUACGUAUGAACUGCAACUCCUAUUUCAUUAUAUAGUAUACAGGUCACUCUUAAACGGUUUCUGGUGUUUGGUAACCCACAUGAGCUUUCGUCUAUAUUAGCAUAUACUUAUAUACAAGUACAAAUUUGGAAUUGAAAUAAUUGACCAAUUUAUUUGUUGCAAAGAUGCUUCAGGCAAUAUUCAAACACAUUGUUUAUUGUGAAAAAGAACACUGCACAUGUUUUAAAACAAUAUAUAUUUAUUUAUAUGUAAAUACCAUGUCAUAUGUAACUAUAAACUAUAGCAUAGCUUCAAUACUGUUUAUUGUUUAACAGUUAUCGUAGCCUUGACCAAUGCACUUACGAAAUACUAAAUGACAUAAACCUCAUGUGUAUAGAGGUUUAACAGCGAUUUAUGAUAAACUAAGAUCCAUCUUACAAUGUGUCCCACACAGUAAUACAUAUAUAUAUAUAUAUAUAAGAUUUAAGUAGUAUAGUACAAUAUUGUUCAAAUUUGUGCCAAAAACUUUGAAACGUACAAAAUCUUCUGUUGGCAUGAGUUUUGCCAGUCGUUUGGGUUGCAAAAAAACAGAAGUCGUUUGGGUGUGGCCUAUAAUAUCACCAGUUUGUUGUACGUGUAUGCGGCAGCGCUAGAAAUGUUAUGCCACCUGGCAUGGUCGUGAAGGCAAGUCAUCUCUGGGAAAUGUUCAGAGCAUUUCACCUAUUGUGGUACACCUUACCACGUAAAAAUGCUACUGCCGGGUUAGGGUUAAAAAUUGCUACUGGUUCGGUGUUGUCUAUCUUUGCCAGGAAGCCACCACACUUGCUCUAUUGUAACACCGGGUAAUGAUGAGAACAUGAGAUCUUACCGUUUUCUUGGGCUGUGGCUCAAGUUAGUUGGUUGCAGCCACUAUAAACAAAUGUAUAAUAAGUGCUUAAAAUCCAUUAGGGGCAUAGUGUAGUUUCCCGUCGCUAUCUCACACGAGUCGAUGUUUAUCACGUAGACUAAUGAUCUAUAUUGUAGUGAUAAUAGUGUUGUAUUGUUUGCUGAACAUGAGUUUUGAACGUGCAGUUUGUGGUGUACAUUUUGUGCCUGUUGUGAUUACUACUGUUUCAACACGAUUUAGACAGGAUUGCUUCUGUGGGCAGGUCAUAUUUCUUGGUAUGGUGUCAAUCAGUUUAAAAUUUUAGGUGUUCACAUUAUAUUCAAAGUAUGGUAGAUAGUCAUAGUGUGUAUUUUAAAAACACUAUCGUAGGCAGGUAAAACAUGAAAAAGACACAGGAAAGAAUAAUAAGCGGUCAUCUUUGAUGGGUUUCCUUCAUACAUUAGGAAGAUAGUGCAAUAUCCAAAGUACUAGACUGAUAAAUACACUUUCCUAAUCGGGAACAAUAUUAUACUAUGUAACUACACCGAGCAGGAGCAGCAUUUAAUACCUGUAGUAUUCAUCAAUCUUUGUUGAUCUUCACGUAAGUGGUAGCUUAUAAUUGUCAGCCAGUGUUCGGCCCUCGAUUUUUUCUUUUGGUACAUAGUUUUGACGAAGUGUCAAGCACGAGUACGUCUAUUUUGUGGUGUUAAAACACAUGAAACUUGUCAGGCAGUUGGAUGUGCUUGGUGCGGGUUUCUUUGUAAGCUACAUAUGGUUGUUCGUUUAUGUUUACUGUGCAUUAUCAGCUAAUUGUGCUGUCGUUUGGAUAGAAAGUACUAUACUAAAAAAAUUGUGCAUUAACAAGAAGUUUUGUAAGAAACAUGUUGAUCUUUGUAUCUGUAUUGAGAUUUGAAGUUGUAUUACCUUUAUUACACACGCAAUUGAUUAAAUGAUCAUAUAUCAUGUGAGUAUUUCA